This is a messenger RNA of Gossypium raimondii (Peruvian cotton), 1313 nucleotides long. RefSeq lists its product as uncharacterized. The transcript has a single exon. The record is from RefSeq and is a predicted model, not a curated record. Bases 139 to 1164 code for a protein of 341 amino acids. Lineage: Eukaryota; Viridiplantae; Streptophyta; Magnoliopsida; Malvales; Malvaceae.
AGAUUUACAUAGGCGGCUCUCUCUCUUGAGUCAUAUACAUACAUUACCAGUUUUCAAUUUUCCCAUCCUCUCCUUCCCCUCUCUCUUUCUUCCUUAUAAAACGAAGAUCCUCCCAUCUCGACCUCCAAAAAGAAGCCUAUGGACAUGGAAGUGGUGGUGCCGGUGCCGCUGGACUUCAACUUCGAUAGCGCAUGUUCGUCUCCCUAUAUGACUGCUCCUUCCACUCCUCAACGCUUUGGCAAUGGCAGCAGCUUCUUCUUCAGUGCUCCAACCAGUCCAACUCGUGCUUCUUCUUCGGUUGCAGUCCCUUUCGAGUGGGAGGAAAGGCCUGGUAUACCAAAAAUGAAUGAUUUUAAUGGCGGAAUCGAGAAAGAAGAUAACACCCACGGUGGUGGUGGUGAAGGGUGUGAAGAUUUCGAGUUCGACUUUAGUGGGCAGUUAGAGAGGACGUCUUUGUCGGCCGAGGAGCUCUUCGAUGGAGGAAAGAUUCGGCCCUUGAAACCCCCACCUGGCUUUUCAGAGUUGUCAAGUUAUUCACCCAAAUCUCCCAGAUCUCUCCGAAAGAAGGACAUCGAUCCAUUCGAAACCGCCAUCGAGAAGUCUCGUAGAAGAUCGGCAGUGGAGCCCAAAAACACAACACAACGAGGCAGAGAAACAACUUCAUCAUCAUCUUCAAGCUACGUUCACAAGAAAAGCAGAUCAUUGUCUCCUUUCAGAGUAUCCGACCACACCAUGUUCGAGCAAGACCAAACCACUGCUUCUACAACGAAUCCCAAAUCUUACGUGUCUUCAAUCUUAUCAGCAAUUUCAUUCUCUAAAGGUAACAGGAAAUGGAAGUUGAAAGAUCUUUUGUUGUUUAGAAGUGCAUCAGAAGGUAGAGCAACGAGUAAGGAUUCCUUCAAGAAAUAUGCCGUCUUGUCUAAGAAAGAGGCAGAGGAUGUUAAAAGUUGGAGCUUUCGUUCUACUGAGAGUGUUGGGUCGAGUUCGAGACGGAGAGGACCGGUUUCUGCCCACGAGUUGCAUUACACGGCGAACCGGGCGGUGUCGGAGGAGAUGAGGAGGAAGACUUUCUUGCCUUACAAGCAGGGUCUCCUUGGAUGCUUGGGGUUCAACCCUGGAAUACAUGAGGUUUCUAGGGGUAUUAUGUCUUUCACACGUGGAUGAUCAAGAUUUCUUGAUUUCAUUAAUCUAUCUAUCUUACUCCGAUUUCAGUAUAUAUUAGCAUAAAAAAAUAAGCAUAUAAUUGUUUAUGAAAUUAAAAUAUUUUAAAUACUUAUCUUUUAAUCUUUUUAAUAACAAAUAUAUUCUAUGUA